This is a messenger RNA of Musa acuminata subsp. malaccensis (wild Malaysian banana), 3070 nucleotides long. RefSeq names its product pentatricopeptide repeat-containing protein At1g69290-like. NCBI's taxonomy places the organism in Eukaryota, Viridiplantae, Streptophyta, Magnoliopsida, Zingiberales, Musaceae. The record is from RefSeq and is a predicted model, not a curated record. Gene Ontology annotation, molecular function: protein binding.
CGCACCGCAGAAAUGCUGAGAGGACGUCUCCUCCCUCUGUUCCACUUCUGCCAUCCCAAAUCCUUCUCUUCUUCGUCUUCUUCCUCCUCCUCCUCCUCCUACCCCGAGAUCCCCACUCUCUAUUCCUUUCUCCAACCUUCCAUCUUCGCCAUCCGCACCACCAAAGGCCCACAAAACCCCCCGCCCUCGCCCUCGCCCACCUCCCUGUCCUCUCCCGGCAAAACCCUAACCCCAGAAGACACCGCCGCUCUCGAGUCCGACCUCCUGUCCGCUCUCCGAUCCAGCCGCACUGACGACGCAUGGAAGUCCUUCAAGUCCCUCGCCUCCGUCCCCCGACUCCCGCGCCCCGACGCCGCCGACGCUCUCGUCGCCCACCUCGCCUCCCUCCGCGACCGGCACAAUCUCAAACGUGCAUUUGCCGCCGCCGUCUUCCUCCUUGAGCGCCGCCCGGGAACCCUCUCCAUUGCCUCCCUCGAGGCCCUCCUCCGCGCCAUGGACUCCGCCAAUACCCCCGCCCCUGCCCUCGCGCUCGUCCGCUCCAUGCUCAAGAACCGGGUUUUUCCUCCGUUCGCCGCAUGGGGGAGCUUCUUGAUCCGGAUCACGAGGAGGAACGGCUGCUUCGACGCUUUCUUGCGCGUGUUCGAAGAAAGUUGCCGCCUUGUGCUGGACGAGAAUGUCGAGCCAAUGAAGCCUGACAUGGCCUCCUGCAAUGAGGUUUUAGACGGGUGCUGCCGUGAGCUCGGGUCAGUAGCCGCUGCGGAGCGGGUGGUUGAGAUAAUGUCCACUAUGGGCAUGUCACCGGAUCUGCAGAGCUUUGGGUCGCUCGCCUUUUUGUAUGCAUCCAAGGGCCUUGAGAGCAGGAUCGUUGAAUUGGACAAAUUGAUGGACGCAUUGGGUUUCUCAGACAAGAUGAUCGUUUUAAAAAAUCUGAUUAGUGGAUACGUGAAGUCUGGUUCUCUUGAAUCGGUUUCUUCUGAAAUUUUGCGGGCUCUGAAAGAGAGACAUGAUAAAAGUUCAUAUUGUUUGGAUGAAGAUACCUACGGGGAAGUUGUGAAGGGUUUCACAGAUGGUGGCAGAAUCAAAGAUUUGGCUAGUUUGAUUAUCCAGGCACAAGAACUGGAGUCAUCACAAGAUUCAGUUGGCAUUGAUAGGUCAAUCGGGUUUGGAAUUGUUAAUGCAUGCGUUGGGCUGAAUCUUCUGGACAAGGCACACAGCAUUCUUGAUGAAAUGAAUGCUCAAGGAGCUCCAGUAGGGCUUGGCGUGUACUCAUCAAUAUUAAAAGCAUACUGCAAAGAGCAAAGAACAGCAGAAGCUGCCCAAUUGGUGACAGAGAUCAGCGCCGCUGGGCUUCAAUUAGAUGCAAACAGCUAUGAUGCCCUCAUCGAUGCUUCUAUGUCAGCUCAAGAUUUCCAAUCAGCAUUUUCUCUUUUCAGGGACAUGAGAGAGGCAAGAAUUCCUGAUCUUAAGACGAGUUAUCUCACUAUCAUGACAGGGUUAACAGAGAACAAUCGGCCUGAGCUCAUGGCUUCCUUCUUGGACACUGUGGUCGAUGACCCAAGAAUUGAGAUUGCUACACACGAUUGGAAUUCCAUAAUACAUGCUUUCUGUAAGGUUGGUCGUUUGGAGGAUGCUCAAAGGACAUACCGAAGAAUGAUUUUCCUGAGAUUCGAACCAAAUAACCAGACAUAUUUGUCGCUCAUCAAUGGCUAUGUGUCUGGAGAGAAGUGCUUCAGUGUGUUAAUACUUUGGACAGACAUCAGGAAGAAGGAGUUUGUUCAAUUCGAUCAUGAUUUAGUGGAUGCCUUCUUAUAUGCCAUGGUGAAGGGUGGAUUUUUUGAUGCAGCAAUGCAGGUCGUCGAGAAGGCACAGGAGCUGAAGAUUUUUAUUGACAAGUGGAGGCAUAAGCAAGCCUUCAUGGAGAACCACAAAAAGUUGAGGAUAUCAAAAAUUAGGAGGAGAAACUUCAGGAAGUUGGAAGCAUUAAUAGCCUUCAAAAAUUGGGCUGGUCUUAAUGCAUGAAGAUGUGGAGUCUGACUUCGUAUAAAACUCUAUCCAAGCAAAAAGCCUACCUUGAAGGAAAAUGCUGCAUCAAAAUUUAUUAUGUGAAUGGUGGACAAGGCAUGCUCAUCCACAUACCGUAGUCUGCAAAUGUAUUGGAAAAUAAAUUACGAAAGAUUCAGAAGUCAUUGGAGUUUGCAAACAUAUAAAUUCAAUUGGACAAGACAUGGUCGUAUCUGUCUGUACAAGUGAUGAAGUUAAAUUAUUGUCUACAGAGUCAAACAAGAUAAUGUCUUAAAACUAUAAGAGUCAACUAUGAUUUCUUUCACAGAGGAGUUCAAACAAAUACAAAAUCCACUAUGUUCCAUUUUCAUCUCUUGGGGCUUCUAAAAUGAUGGAGGUGAUCCUCCAAACAAGUGUCUUGAUAUAUGGGUCAUGAGAAGUCAAAGAGGUCAUGUGUUGUGCAACAGAGAGACUAAGAUUGAGUUGGAGCAAUGUCAUUGUAGAAUUUUAAGAGUCUACCUGCCUCUUGAGCUUUAUGCAACUCCACCAUUGAAGAUGUCUUUGCUUUUUGCUACUUGCGUAGAUUUCAAGGUAUACCAGGCAAGGUGAGCUGAUUGAACAUGGAAUCAAAGUGCACCUUGUUCAUAUGGUUGAUAAAUCUAUGCUUCAAAGUGCUGGCAAUAAUGCCACUGAAAAGGAACCCAGAAUAGGCACCUUGACAAGCACAAAUCGUGGCUGUAAUUAAAGGGAAUGAUGCCAAGUCGCCGAGAUUGAUGGGAUCGAGGACCGAGAUCAUUCAGGUUAUAUUUAGGUUCCUUCUAUUGGUGCACAAACUGGAAAUCCUUGCCGGUGGUGAGACGUAUGAUUGGUAGAUUCAAGUUAUGGAAAAGCAAAGAUGACAAUCACAUGUUGGAGAAAGCUUGGUCAUCCUCAUCAAUCAGGUCGUUUCAUCUUCUCUUCCCCACUUCUGUUUCUCUUUGUCUUUCCCUUUUGUCUUUGAUUUCAACUGGAUUGAGAUUUGUGUUUCAAUUGAUCUCUAUAACUAAGAAAAAGAACCAUUUCAUGAUCA